Molecule: messenger RNA, 2375 nt
Organism: Paramormyrops kingsleyae
Lineage: Eukaryota; Metazoa; Chordata; Actinopteri; Osteoglossiformes; Mormyridae
Biological process (GO): zymogen activation
Cellular component (GO): plasma membrane
Molecular function (GO): serine-type endopeptidase activity
Source: RefSeq, a predicted model, not a curated record
UGAUUUGUGUCUGGAGACUAGCAAUCUUUGAGUAAGCUACUCCUGUGACUCAAAACCUACAUUAGCUACAUUUCACAUAAUCACACUUUUAAACAAAUGACUUAAGUGUGAACUUCCAUUGAAUUGAGUCUUCUCUGAUCGCAAACGCUGAGAAAUCAUCUUAUUUUGCGUAUGGGGACUCUGGCUGAUUUGAACAAUCAAAGUUGAACUAUUUUACAUUUCAUCCUAAGGUCGGGUUGUGCGGAAGGUCAAGGCUGAAAAGGCUUUACAACUUAAAAUUGUACCUCCUGCUCAUUCAGCUGGAUGUUUACAUACGUAAAUCCAAUCAGGGACCUUCUUUGUUAUGGAUCGGCAUUGUUAUUUGCUUGGCUACCUGGUACACCUUUAAAAUAAAUCAGUAGACAAGCAAGCCAUUUAAUUCCUAUGUAAAUAAUAGGUACUCUAUUUUACACUCAUGUUUCUGUGUUUUGAAAUCCGGACAUUUUUCUGAAAUAAUUCAUACUUUGUAAAGUGCAUCAUCCAUUUCACACUUCUUCAAAAUGUAAAUUAUGGCCAGAAUGAGGAAGUAGAAGGAAAUAACUGGAUGGUAGCAACCAGCACCACCCAACCAACCUCCAUAAUGAAGGAAAUACGGACGGCUCCUCCCCAUUUCAGAGUUCUCUUCCUCCUAGCGGAGAACUUGUGAAGACUCAGGUCCAGAUUCACUCCUGCCAGACAUUCGCCUGACCAGCAAGCCCCCAUCCAUCCUUCAGGUGCUUCAGUCAUGCAUCCUGCAGCCUUUCUCCACAUUACAGUUUGUGGUGCUCUGUGGUGUGUCCAGUAUUUUGGGAUAAUCUCAGCUGCAGGGCCCCUCGCCGCCCCUUCACUGACGUUCAGCAAGCCGGUAAAUGGCACAGACAUCAGGCUCUUCUCGGUUGUGGUCAUUGCCUGCACCCCACCGAAGACAGCUCCAUAUCCCCUCACCCUGAACCUGGGGAAGCCCAAGCAGCCCCUCUCCGCCCUGCUGUUUCACAGACUCACUUCCACUGACACCAUUCUAUACUCCGUCACUGCUGUGGCUCAGCAUGAGGGCGACUUCGUUUGCUGGUACAAUGUCAGCAGGACGGGGGAGGUGUCUCCGACCAGCUCACCUGUCAACCUGACCAUCUCCUCUCUACCUCAGCCCACAACCAGACUGGAGCCUGCUGUCGUUUUCACUGAAGGAAACUACACCAUCUUCUGUGAUGCUCCUUAUGUGGUGUACAAUACCACCUUCAGACUAUACUCCCGUAACAUUACAGACACGGCCAGCGAAGCACCAGGGAUGCCAAUUGGGUCCCUGACAGCAAACACCAGCGGCGUCCAGUACAGCAGGCUGAAAGUACCUCCACAGGAGAGGCUGGAAUAUUUCUGUGACCUGGAAGCCGACUACAACCAUCGUACCUACAGGUCUCCUCUGUCCCCUGCUGUGAGAGUCACGCCAGAAAUGGCUCCUGUGCGCCUCGUCCCCCAAUUCCAGGGGCUGAAGUGUGCAGGCCGCCUGGAGAUGUUCAUUCAGGGCCGCUGGGGUCCUGUUUGCCAUGGAGAAGACGCCAUCGCUGCCAUGUGGAAUAUGGCCAAUGUGACCUGCAGGGAGCUGGGCUGUGGUACCGUAUCCGGCGUGAGCAAAGUGUGGAUGAACGAGUUUGGGUUGCCCGCACAGCAAUCACUGGUGGGGCCCCUGCAGUGCACUGGCAAUGAACUACGGCUACGGGAGUGUUUGCUUAACAAGAUUGAUUGUUACAAUAAUGACCAGCUGGAGGUCAUCUGUUCAGAUUUUGUUCCACCUCCAAGGUUUUUAGUCACUGGUUAUGAGCACACGUCUUAUAUCUCCAUCUAUAAUGACACUUCGCUUGAGAUGAUCUGCACAUUAAGUGCACCUUGGCUUGGUGAUAGUAAGGUGGAGAUUCGUAUAAUGGAGUUAAGCAAAUAUCGGAUAAUUGAUUACAAGUUGGUUCAGUCUGGGGAAGCAAUAUUGGUAAAGCUAUGGGCUCCGAUACCUCCUGGGAAAUAUGCCUGCUUUGGAAGGUUCAGGAACUUCCACCGGACCACAGAUACCAUAACCAGCAAUGUUGUGACCAUUGCUGUUAGCACGCCCCCAAAUCGCGGACUGAUUGCUGGAGCUGUUAUUUCAGUUUUAUUGGGAGCUGGAAUUCUAACCUACCUCUGCAUAUGGAGGGUCAGUUACCAAUAGGUGUGAAGCGCUAGAAGGCAUGGAAGAGACCACCACCACACUCCGAGGGACUGAAUGCUCUCUCCUGUCAUUUUUCACCACACUGGUUCCAGCUCUUACUUAAAAUGUUAAAAUCAGUGGCGUCCAAUUGACAGCAAAGACAAUACUGUGUGUGUGUGUGUGU